Messenger RNA from Phascolarctos cinereus (koala), 3020 nucleotides. RefSeq names its product FA complementation group F (gene FANCF). Gene Ontology annotation, biological process: interstrand cross-link repair. Gene Ontology annotation, cellular component: Fanconi anaemia nuclear complex. NCBI's taxonomy places the organism in Eukaryota, Metazoa, Chordata, Mammalia, Diprotodontia, Phascolarctidae. The record is from RefSeq and is a predicted model, not a curated record.
GCGGCUGCGUCAGUUCCGGCGCGCCGCGGAGAUGGAGCUGUUGCUGGAGCAGUUGGAGCGCUUCGCCGAGGUGCUGGCCGCGUCCCGCACGCGCCAUGCCGGCAGUUGGGGGCGCGUGGCCGUGCGCCGGUCCCUGCGCUGGGCCCGUUACCUGCGUCACGUGCACGGGCGCUUUCGCCGCCGCGGCCCAGUGCGGGCGGCGCUGGAGGAGGGGUUGCGUGGGCUGCGCCUGCAGGCCGAGGCCCACGCGGGGCCCUGCUCGGCGUCGGGGCCGGGGCAGCUGCGGAGCUUCGAGGGACUGGGGCGCGCGGACCAGCUGCUGGCGCUGGGGCUGCUGGACAACGCGGCUGUGCAGGGCCCCGCGCUGCACGAGCUGCUCCGGCACCUGCGGCCCGAGCGCGAGGAGCCUGAGGGGCCCGAGGACGAGUCCGGGCUGCGGGACCGCCUGGCCGAGCUGGCCCGGCGCAGGGCCGCCUCUCAGCUGCUGCUGCAGCUGCUCGGCCCCGGCCCCAGCCCCGCCCAGGCGGAGCCCGUGCUUCGGAGAACCGAGGCCGAGCUGCUGCUGCUGCGGCUUCACGAAGAGCCCGAGGUCGGGGCCGAGGCCCUGCUCCUGGACCGCCUGUGGGUGCAGCUGCCCCGGCCCCGCUGGCUGGACGUGGUGACCGAGGCGCUGCUGCUGCAGCCCAUGCCGCGGCCCGACCGGGAUGAAGACGAAGAGGAUCCGGGGAGCCAGACGGACCUCGGGCAGAGUGCCGCCGAGCCCCUGCUAGCCUGGCUCCUGGCGCAUCCGGCCGCGCUGGCCACCCUUUGUCGCCUCUUACCCGCCCCAGUCCUCGCCUCCCUGGCCGCCGGCUACUCGGCGCUGGCCAAAGCCUUCCUGGACCUGCUCGCACAGUGGGGCAGCCGUCUACACUUCGACCUAAUUCAGGGCACCUGGGUCGGGACCGGCCCCGAGAGGCUGUCCUGGGAGCGCCUCCGGGACUGCUUUCGAUGCUUCUGCCAGUGCCCCGCCUCCCUAAGAAACGAGGCUCUGAGAGUCCUGAAGGACUACCGGACCCGGGACGGGAGCUUCGGCGCCCCGGGGCUCAGCGUGUGGACUGACCUGCUGCAGGACCUCGGAGAGAAUGAGCCCCCGGGAGAGGCUGAGGCUGCUGAGCCUGGGGCAGAGAUGCCCGGGAUUCUGGACUUGGGGUGCAAGCCUUAGCCUUCGUGCUCCCCCUCAGGAGGGUCGUGUUCUUGCUGUUUUACGGGAACUGAAACUGGACAUUCGUCCUGAAUGGACACAUAGGGAGAGAAGUGCCCCAGAUCUGCCUCAAGAGUGGCCUUUAGCCUUUCAACUCAAGGGGUUCUCACGGUUUACAAGAACUAACGCUGGACAUUCAUCCUGAACAAACACAUGCACCAUGUACACAAAGUGCAAAAGUUAUCCCCAAUACUCCAAAAAAAGCCCAAACCCUAGUUUUUUACUCAUUCUUUACCAGCACUGUUUAAAGACUGAUACUAUAUAAUCUUUGUCAAAAAAUGGUCUGUUUGACUUUAAAUGGACUGUGCCUUCUGCAGUUAUUUAAAUGUUUUCCUUUACGUUGUUGAUACUAUUUGUUGAAAGAAUCGUUCUAAAAAAAGGAUUUAAAUUAAGCCUAUACCUUUUGGGUAAACCCUUGAAGUUUCUCCGAUUCUGAUUUUUCAGAUAGAACACAUUUUCAGUAGUGUUGGUGUGGAGAAUGAGCUCAGUAAAGAAAAGUGUUCACAAAAGGUUUUUUGUUUAAUUUUUCGUUGGUGCCUUCUGUAUUAAUAUCACAGUCAUUUCUGGAAAUGCCUCUUCUCUCUUACCCAGUUGAACACUGCUUUUUAACAAAGGAAAAGUUAAGCCAAUGCUAUCGUGUUAUGGUCUGUUCUGACCUUGUAUGCAGGCCUCUUGUCUUUCAUUAGGGAGGAAUGGUGAUGAGCUUGAUCACUUUUAUCUGUGUCAUACAUUUUAGAGCUGGACUGACCUUACAUACAAUUUGGUACAAGCCCCUCAUUGACUGAAAAGAGAACAGCCACAGAAAGGUCAGAUAUCUUGGCCAGAGUUACUUAGUGAGUAUAGUAGAGUUGAGAUUCAAGCUCAGGUACUGACUGAAGUAUGGUUCCCAGGGAGUUAGAGCUUUGCGGUGGGAUUAGAAAUGGGAAGGAUGAAGUGGAGAAAGAACAGAUUCUCUGGUGGGGGGUCAUUUGGUCAGCAGUGACUGAAUCAGAGGAACGUGGAGGUGGAAGAACCUACAGCAGCUAGUCAUUCUUAGGUAGAACUUCACAUAAAUCAGGAACUAAUUACUGAGUCUAGAUUCACUCAGCAUCGCCCUAAACAAAUCAGACUAACCAGUUAUGUCUCAUAAUUCAGAGGGACAGCCACUUUAUAUGGUGAUGUGCUCGUGUGUCACAUCAUAAGCAAAUGUUUUUGAUGAUAUGUGCGUGGCCAACUUUUCUGAGAACACAAUUUUAAAAGUUGUGAAAGUGUCAUAAUCAGCAUUGUGAUCAAGGGAGUUAUUUUUCCCCUCAUUUGUCAUACAGAUGACCUAAACCCAGAAAGAUAGUGGUGAUGGGCCAGCAAACUAUAACACAGAAUGGAGUAGGGAAAAAGUCCUAGUUUAGUUUGAAAAGCUGAAUCAGACUAAGUGUCUGAUGUAAUACAUUACAUCUUGUUAUAUUUUUAGAUUUUGCUUCAAGAAAUACUAACAAAGUAUAUACAAUUUGGCUCUUAUCCGUGGGCUGCUCAAUAGCUUAACUUUAUUUUGGGCAAAAAUGUGUAUCUGCUAUUCUUCUUUUGGAAUAGUGGCUAACCUUUGUGAUCCUCCGUCAACAUGCCAGCUGAGUCAUGAGAUUCACUACAUAAACUAUGCCAGAUGACUGAGGCUCUGAUUUACAGGUUUUAUAUUUUUGUACUCUACUGACAAAUUUUGUCCUCUUCACUAGCAGGCUUCAGAAUUUAUAAUAUAUGAUCCCUACCUUUUGCUGCAAAAAUUAUAAUAAAGAAUGGCAAAAAC